GCUACAUCCCAAACCCCGAGCUUCCUCGUAAAGCCCAGCCGUGUAAAGGGGACUCUCACUGCUAAGAUGGGUCCCUGUUCCGUAGGGCCUCUUGUGUUAAAAGGUAUGGCCUCAGAGGCUCAGGCAGUUUCUGAAGCUCAUUUGUCACCUACACGCCAAAAGGAACAACAGCCCUUUAAAAAAAAACGAAUCCUUCAUAGCCUAUUGCCCUUUGAAAAAGAAAUCCUUUAUAACCUGUCAAAAGGGGGUACCUUCCUCUAUUCACUCACACUGUCUUUACUGAGCAUGCUCUCUGGUGAUGUUUUGGUGGGUGAUGGGCUGCAUCAGUGAACGAAAGAAGCAGAGGUUCUCUGUUUGGAUGAUGUGAACAUUGACAGAGUAGAACAAGCAGUUUGAAAGGAUCCAGCCCAAAGGCUAAGGUGGUCACAGAAGGGAGAGUCAGCCAUCUGCAGCUAGGAGAUAUGCUUAAAGGAAAGACUCAGCAGCAAGGAGCUGGGGUGUGAUGGCCGGCUCCCACGUGGACAUGGCGCCAGCUUCCACCACCGAGGGAACUGGGGAAAAGCCAGGUCCCACUGCGCCAGCACCCACCCCGGCUGCUCAGUAUGAGUGUGGGGAAUGCGGCAAGUCCUUCAGGUGGUCAUCUCGGCUCCUGCACCAUCAGCGCACUCACACAGGUGAACGGCCCUAUAAAUGCCCGGACUGCCCCAAAGCCUUCAAGGGCUCCUCAGCCCUCCUCUACCACCAGCGGGGCCAUACAGGCGAGCGGCCCUAUCAGUGCCCAGACUGCCCCAAAGCCUUCAAGCGCUCCUCCUUGCUGCAGAUCCACCGCAGUGUGCACACUGGCCUGCGGGCCUUCACCUGCGGCCAGUGUGGUCUGGCCUUCAAGUGGUCAUCCCAUUACCAAUACCACUUGAGACAGCAUACGGGUGAGCGGCCCUACCCGUGCCCUGACUGCCCCAAGGCCUUCAAGAACUCCUCCAGCUUGCGGCGCCACCGGCAUGUGCACACAGGAGAACGCCCUUACACCUGUGGCAUUUGUGGGAAGAGCUUUACUCAGAGUACCAAUCUGCGGCAGCACCAGCGGGUGCACACGGGCGAGCGCCCCUUCCGUUGCCCACUCUGUCCCAAGACCUUCACACACUCCUCCAACCUGCUGCUGCACCACCGCACCCACGGCCCUGCCCCCGGCCCCGCUCCUGCCCCCGCGCCCCCAGGGGAGACCAGCAGAGCUGACACCAAGGUUCUGGUCUCUGAUGCCUACUUGCAGCCCCGUAGCCCACCUGAGCCUCCAGCCCCACCACCCCAGCCCCCACCCGUGGUGCCCGAGCUUUUUUUGGCUGCUGCUGAGACUACAGUGGAGCUAGUGUACCGCUGCGAUGGCUGCGAGCAGGGCUUCAGCAGCGAGGAGCUCCUCCUGGAGCACCAGCCAUGCCCGGGUCCCCCUGUAGCCACCCAGUCCCAGGAUGUGCCUGCCGAGCUGCCCCAGGCUGACUCUGCCCUGCCACAGCCCCCACCUGCCACUCCAGGCCCUCCUAACUUUGCUUGCCUUCCUUGUGGGAAGUCCUUCCGGACGGUGGCUGGCCUGUCCCGUCACCAGCACAGCCAUGGUGCGGCCAGUGGACAGGCCUUUCGCUGUGGCAGCUGUGAUGGUGCCUUUCCACAACUGGCCAGCCUCUUGGCUCACCAGCAGUGUCAUGUGGAGGAGGCGGCAGCUGGACGCCCACCUCCUCAGGCUGAGGUUGCGGAGGUCACCUGUCCCCAGGAGCCUGUAGCCCCAGCCACUCCUGCCCCACCCCCUCCUCCUCCACCUGCCCCUGUGGUUUCUGCAGAGCGGCCCUACAAAUGUGCCGAGUGUGGGAAGGCCUUCAAGGGUUCUUCGGGGCUGCGCUACCACCUUCGGGACCACACAGGUGAGCGGCCCUACCAGUGUGGGGAGUGCGGCAAAGCCUUCAAACGCUCCUCCCUGCUGGCCAUCCACCAGCGUGUGCACACAGGCCUGCGAGCCUUCACCUGCGGCCAGUGUGGCCUCACCUUCAAGUGGUCGUCCCACUAUCAGUACCAUCUGCGACUUCACUCGGGUGAGCGGCCCUAUGCCUGCACUGAGUGUGGCAAAGCCUUCCGUAACACUUCGUGCCUGCGGCGCCACCGGCACGUGCACACUGGUGAGCGGCCCCACUCAUGUAGUGUGUGUGGCAAGAGCUUCGCACAGACGUCCAACUUGCGGCAGCACCAGCGGGUGCACACGGGCGAGCGCCCCUUCCGUUGCCCGCUCUGCCCCAAGACCUUCACACACUCCUCCAACCUGCUGCUGCACCAGCGCACUCAUUCUGCCGAGCGCCCUUUUGCCUGCCCCAUUUGUGGCCGAGGCUUUGUUAUGGCUGCCUACCUGCAGCGGCAUCUGAGGACGCACACCCCAGCCACCACAACUUCGGGCACCACCGGCUCUGCUGUAGCAUCGCAGCCCCCUGCCCCAUUGGCUGCAGCUCCAACUCCACUGGCUGCUCAAGAUGUUCACGUACUCCCCAACCUACAGGCCACACUUUCACUUGAAGUAGCUGGGGCCACAGCUCAGGCUACGCCCCCAGGCCCAGCUGCCCCCAGUUCUCAAACAUUUCUCCUGGUACAGACUGCCCAGGGCCUCCAGCUGAUUCCAAGCAGUGUCCAACCCCCUACUCCUCCACCCCCGCCUCCACCCCCUAAACUCAUUCUGCUGCCUCCUGCCAGUGCUGGAGGUCCGGGCAAUGGUGCUGCAAGGCCAGGCCCUCGGUCUGUUGGGAAAGCUGGACAGGGGACAGGGGUAGUGUGGUUUCCAGGCCCAGGUGGUCUGGGGCUGCAAGGAGGGAGCAAUGCAGGGGCUAGCGGGGGAGGGCAGAGCCUCAUUGUUCUGCAGAAUGUAGGGAGUGGGGAGACAGGACCACAGGAAGUGAGUGGGGUCCAGCUUCAGCCAGCACAGGAAGUGGCCACGGUACAACUACAGCCUGCACAGGAAGUGACUACAGUCCAGCUACAGCCAGCACAGGAGGUGACUACGGUCCAGCUCCAGCCCCUGACAGGCCAAGUCUCCAAUUCUAAUGGAGGAGCUGUGACUACAGAAGCGCCAAACCUGCUGGUGGUUCAGAGUGGGGCAGCUGAAGAGUUGCUGAGCAGCCCUGGGCCUGGGGAAGUGGGAGACAGUGAGGCCAGCGCUGGUGUGGUCCAGGACGUCCUGUUUGAGACACUGCAGACAGAUGAGGGGCUGCAGAGUGUGCUGGUGCUGAGUGGGGCGGAUGGUGAGCAGACUAGGCUCUGUGUGCAGGAGGUGGAGACGCUUUCCCCCGCUCUGGCAGAGCCAGCUGCCACUGGCCCAUCAGGACAGAAACUCCUUAUCAUUCGCAGCGCCCCAGCUACUGAUCUGCUAGAAAAUAGCAGCGUUGCAGGAGGUACCACAACACUGCAACUCCUGGCCCCAUCAGCACCUGGCCCGGUCUCUGCCCCUGUGGGGGUGCCCGUAGCUCCCCCGUCCCAGAUGGUACAAGUGGUCCCCGCAGUGGCUGGACCAGGGGUCAUGGCCCCCCAGAACUUGCCCUCCAUCCAGAUUGUGCAGACUCUGCCUGCAGUCCAACUGGUACACACGUUUUGAAGAGACCCACUCCCCCCUCCCCGCAAUUAAGUGUUCUCCUCAGCUGGGCUGGGGUCAGCCCCAGAGUCAGGGGGGCUGCUGGCUGGACUUGCUAAUAAAGAC
Molecule: messenger RNA, 3721 nt
Organism: Mus caroli (Ryukyu mouse)
Lineage: Eukaryota; Metazoa; Chordata; Mammalia; Rodentia; Muridae
Source: RefSeq, a predicted model, not a curated record